AGCACGCGGGAUGCGAUGGCCUCCGAUAACGAUAAGGACGUAUUUGUCACUAGUAUUAUUUUAGCCGCUAUGAAUAACGUAUCCGUCGUCGUGGGAGCGGCCAGCAAUCUAGGCUUCCAUGUAUUGAAAAAACUGACCAGGGUCUACAAAGGAAAAGUAUAUUUCACAACAGAAGAUGAAUCAGCCGGCUACCACAUUUAUGAAAACUUGAAAAAGACCGGCGCGAACAUUGAAUAUUUCCGAAUGGACGUAACAUACACGAAGAGUAUUAUAAAUUUUCGACAUCACAUACAAGACUCGGACGAGAGAAUCGAUCUGUUGAUAAAUAACACAGAUUAUGUUUCUACGGAGAAGAAUCUAUCGCACGCGGAAAAGGUUAGAAGAACGAUGAGCGUCAAUUUCUAUGGUUAUAUAAAUUUUGGAAAACUCGUUUAUCCCCUUUUAACAGAAAAUGCAAGAGUCGUUAAUGUUUCUGGACCGGCUGGACUUUUAGCCACUAUCGAAAAUGAAGCGAUAAGGAAAAAAGUGAGUAAUCCGAAGCUCACAGAGGAUGAAUUAGUUGCAGUCAUACAGGAAUACGAAGAAGCAGUUCGGAAGGGUGUGGAGAAAACUGAAGGUUGGGGAAUGAAUUCCCAUGCUAUCAGCAAAGUCGCGUUAAGCGCUGUCACUUUCCUGCAACACCGAGAAUGGUCAAGUAGAGGCGUGGUCAUAAACUGUGUGAAUCCAGGAAACAUUACGAGUCGUGAAGAUAGAAAAUCGACAAAAGCAUACGAGGAAGGGGCCAAAGCUAUCCUGUAUCUUGCAUUAGAAGCACCACUGACAUUAAAAGGAAACUUUGUGUGGAGUAACUACAGUGUGAUUGAGUGGAACAGUGAUCCGUAUGUCGAAGUGACAACCGUAUAGACAAUUGUAACACCAGUGCCAUUAAGAAAGGAACACAAAAAAAAACGACCGCAAUUUGGGUUUCACGUGCGCACUACGGUCACAUUUCUUUUCGCUUUACACUACUUUAAACUAUUUUCACUGCAGCCGUGCAGUGUCUCGGUGCAUUUCGUUGUGGUUAUCGGUCGCUUCUGCUUUAUCGCACCGAUGUGUUAGGUUUCUUAAAUAUCUACUCUAUUUAUUUUGUGAAGUCGUUUUAGUAAUAAAUUUAUGUGAAUAUUAUGUUA
Messenger RNA from Vanessa tameamea, 1169 nucleotides. RefSeq lists its product as uncharacterized. Bases 16 to 903 code for a protein of 295 amino acids. The transcript has a single exon. The record is from RefSeq and is a predicted model, not a curated record. Gene Ontology annotation, molecular function: oxidoreductase activity. Lineage: Eukaryota; Metazoa; Arthropoda; Insecta; Lepidoptera; Nymphalidae.